CCAUGUUUAAACCUGUUCACCUUGUCUGCUGCAACACCUUGAAGCAGUCUACACUCCACUGAAUCACAAACUUAACUGGAUCAUAUUAUAUAGAUAUUUUGUAUCAUCAGGUAUCAUGUCUAUCGUGGUGUAUUUCAGCAGCGUGAGCGGAUCCAGAGAGCUAAAGCAACAGCAGAGCCAGAUCUUCUCCUUCCUGGACUCUAAGAAGAUCAAGUACCAGGCGGUGGACAUCACCCAGGGGUCAGAGAUCAAAGAGGAGAUGAGGAAGAAGACAGGAAACCCUUUCGCUCUGCCACCACAGGUCUUCAACAAGGACGUCUACUGCGGGGACUUCUCUGUGUUUUAUGAGGCGGUGGAGACUGGAAAAGCAGAGGCCUUCUUUAAGCUGUAACAGACAGAGGAAGAUCACCUGCCAGAAGACUCUCCCCUCCACUUCAGAAAGUAUUCACACCCCAUGAGUUAUUCCCCAUUGUGUUGUGUUACAGCAUGAAUUCAAAAUGGAUUGAAAAUGUUUGCAAAUUUAUUGAAAAUGUAAUACAGAAAUAUCUCAUUUACAUAUGUAUUCACACCCCUGAGUCAAUACAUGUUAGAAUCACCUUAGGCAGCGAGUACAGCUCUCCCUGGAUGUCUCUAAGAGCUCUGAGUCUCCCUGGAUGUCUCUAAGAGCUCUGAGUCUCCCUGGAUGUCUCUAAGAGCUCUGAGUCUCCCUGGAUGUCUCUAAGAGCUCUGAGUCUCCCUGGAUGUCUCUAAGAGCUCUGAGUCUCCUGGAUGUCUCUAAGAGCUCUGAGUCUCCCUGGAUGUCUCUAAGAGCUCUGAGUCUCCCUGGAUGUCUCUAAGAGCUCUGAGUCUCCCUGGAUGUCUCUAAGAGCUCUGAGUCUCCCUGGAUGUCUCUAAGAGCUCUGAGUCUCCCUGGAUGU
This is a messenger RNA of Oncorhynchus gorbuscha (pink salmon), 917 nucleotides long. RefSeq lists its product as uncharacterized. The transcript is spliced from 3 exons. Lineage: Eukaryota; Metazoa; Chordata; Actinopteri; Salmoniformes; Salmonidae. Bases 116 to 391 code for a protein of 91 amino acids. The record is from RefSeq and is a predicted model, not a curated record. Gene Ontology annotation, cellular component: cytoplasm.